Armigeres subalbatus is the source of this 544-nucleotide messenger RNA. Its product is annotated as general odorant-binding protein 56d-like. Lineage: Eukaryota; Metazoa; Arthropoda; Insecta; Diptera; Culicidae. Gene Ontology annotation, biological process: sensory perception of smell. The transcript has 3 exons. Gene Ontology annotation, molecular function: odorant binding. Bases 97 to 516 code for a protein of 139 amino acids. The record is from RefSeq and is a predicted model, not a curated record.
GAUUAGAUAUAAAAGUGAUGAGCUAAUCAUUGAAGAACAUCAUUCCUGCGCUAGCAUUCCAGGGGUAGAAUACGUUAGAAGUGUAGCAAUUAAUCAAUGAAAAUGGGGAACUUUGUUUUAAUUGCUUUGAUUGCUUUCGUCGGGGUCACUUUUUCUGAGCCCCAGCAACCAAAUCUAGAAGAUAUUGGAAAAAUACCCAACGGAGAAACGUUUGCCCUGGAGUGCUUGUUGUCAAGUGGGUUGGAUAUCAGUUCUCUGAAAUCAUUACAAACCGGCGAUUUUACGAAUGGGGAUAAGGCUAAGUGUUUGGUGAAAUGCUUUUUCGAAAAAACCGGAUUCAUGGAUGCUGACGGAAAUUUGAACCAAGAAACGAUUGUAACACAGCUGAGCAAAUUCAUGCCCAAAGACCAAGUUGAGACGCUGGUGAAGAACUGCAAUGUGAAAGGCGCAGAUGCGUGUGAUACGGCCUACCAGGCGACAGAAUGUUACUUCAAAAAUAAAGCCGGGCUGUUUUAGUUUGAAUGAGCUCUUUUUACAUAAUGUA